This is a messenger RNA of Exophiala aquamarina CBS 119918, 1131 nucleotides long. RefSeq lists its product as uncharacterized. The transcript has 4 exons. The coding region runs from base 1 to 1131 and encodes 376 amino acids. Gene Ontology annotation, molecular function: zinc ion binding; DNA binding. NCBI's taxonomy places the organism in Eukaryota, Fungi, Ascomycota, Eurotiomycetes, Chaetothyriales, Herpotrichiellaceae. The record is from RefSeq and is a predicted model, not a curated record. Gene Ontology annotation, biological process: DNA-templated transcription.
AUGGCUUUUCGCAUGGCACAAGACCUGGGAUUGCAGCAGGAUCCAAAGUUUUGGGCUAGAGAGGGCUCCAUCGUCAACAGUGAAGUAGAGCUCCGAAUCAGGCGACGCGUCUAUUGGGGAUUUUACGUUGCAGACAAGUUGAUAAGCCUAUAUCUAGGUCGACCUGUGUACCUAAGCGAGCAGGACGCCGCAGUCGACCCCCUGGACUUCUCAAGGGUUCCCGAAGUGCCUGAUUUCCUGAAAGAAUCCACAGCAGCAGAAUUGACCGAUAUUCGGCAAGAAAUCGUGGCACUCCAAGCUUUUGCAUUCUUGGUUGAACUGAGUAAGAUCAUUGAAGACGUCCUCUCUCAAAUCUUCGGAACGAAAAUGAUCAAGAAGUCUCGGAAAGAAUUGGUUUUGUCCCGCUCAGCACGAGUAGAAGAGCUCAACGUACGCUUACUACGCUGGCAUUCCCAACUGCCCAAGCAGCUAGCCUGGAAUCAGUGGAACCCCCCACCAGAGCCUUUCAGGCCUCACAUCGCACUUCUGCAGCACUUCAUCAGGCCAACACCUGGAUUUGUUCUUCGAAAAGAGUCCUUGAACACUUGUAUGGCAUCAGCAGACAGCAUUGUUGCCAUGCUUCGCCAAUACCAAGCUCAAUUCGGAAUAAAGAACUGCCCCAUUGUUCUUGUCUACAGUGUCAUCGCAGCAGCAAGUGCCCUCUUGCUUUGUCUAAGCCCGGUGGCUGCCGCCUCAGAGCUUGACCAGCGAUUGAAGUUUCUUCUCGCAUCGCUGGAUGAGUGCUCCGCAACUCAUGACACGGCGGAAGAAGCACGAAGCAGAUUUCAGCAGAGCCUGGAAAAGAAAUCCUCGGAACUCCUUCCUGCUCAGCCGGAGCGCUUUCCGACACCGUUGCUUGGAGAGCAGGUCUUAAACCAAGAGCAGCACUCGUCAAGUCCAUGGACGGAGUGGGAGCUCAGCGGUGCAACGGGCCUUGUGGAUCUCCCGGGCUCUGUGUUCGAUGGUUCAUCUUUUGCCUACGGUAUGUCUCCCCUCACACAUAAUUUCGAUCCAAUACUGUUCUCGACCCUUGAGUCGCCGCAGAUGGGUCCGUGGCUGGACGGACUGGAAAUGAAUGAUGUUGGAAUAUAG